This is a messenger RNA of Andrographis paniculata, 629 nucleotides long. RefSeq lists its product as uncharacterized. The coding region runs from base 100 to 531 and encodes 143 amino acids. The transcript is spliced from 5 exons. The record is from RefSeq and is a predicted model, not a curated record. Gene Ontology annotation, biological process: endoplasmic reticulum to Golgi vesicle-mediated transport. Gene Ontology annotation, cellular component: nucleus; cytoplasm; TRAPP complex. NCBI's taxonomy places the organism in Eukaryota, Viridiplantae, Streptophyta, Magnoliopsida, Lamiales, Acanthaceae.
UUUUUUUACUUUAAUAAAUUAGUCGACGCAAGUCAGUCCUGUUUAACAAUUUACGCUUCCUCAAAAGACUCAGCGGCGCGGCCGUCGGAUUCAAGAGACAUGAUCGUCUGCGUCGCCGUCGUCGGCCAUCAGAACAAUCCAUUGUACGUACAGAGUUUUACUGAAGCGGAUGAUGCUCUCAAGCUUCAUCACAUUGUCCAUUGCUCGCUAGAUGUCGUUGACGAGAGAAUGAACAACCCGAGAAAAAUAGGCUCGGCAUUGAAUGAGACAUUUCUUGGUUUACUAUACCCAACCGAAAACUACAAAGUGUAUGGUUACUUGACCAAUACUAAGGUGAAGUUCAUCCUCGUGACAUCAGAUCUUAAUGUUCGCGACGCAGAUGUGAGAAACUUCUUCAGGAAGUUCCAUACAGUAUACGUUGAUGCAGUUUCGAAUCCUUUUCACAUCCCGGGUAAAAAGAUUACAUCGAAAGCUUUUGCAGUAGAGGUGAGCUCGCUCGUAAACUCCUUCGGUUCUAGUUCAUCUGCCUGAAUGAAUGAAUGGCUGUUAAGUCCCAUUUUCUGACUGCCUACUGUUCUAUUUCAUCGACAAACACUUAUUCAUUAUGGAAAAACUAAGCUUUACUGUUC